Messenger RNA from Betta splendens (Siamese fighting fish), 6729 nucleotides. Its product is annotated as unconventional myosin-XVIIIb-like. Gene Ontology annotation, cellular component: myosin complex. Gene Ontology annotation, molecular function: ATP binding; protein binding; cytoskeletal motor activity. The record is from RefSeq and is a predicted model, not a curated record. NCBI's taxonomy places the organism in Eukaryota, Metazoa, Chordata, Actinopteri, Anabantiformes, Osphronemidae.
CUGACCUGACAGAGAGAGAACUGCGUCUUCCCCACCACACCACAGCUGGCUGACAUCUGUCUGACCCUCCCCCAGCACUCUCCCCUCCACCGACCAUGGCGCUGUCGUCACGCUUAAAGCUGUGGGAGCAGAAGAUAAAGGAGGAGAACAAGCCGGUGGCCACUGCUGUGCCUCCACCACCUCUGUCAGCGCUGCCGGGCGGCUUCCUCAAACAGCUGGUCAGAGAAACGGAGAAGGAGACGAAGCAGAAAGAGCCAGAGGCCAAAGAGGAGCGGGCGCAGCCACACAAACUGAACAACAACCUGGUGCAGCAGUUCCUUGUUCCCGAUCAGACUCCGCCAAUCCUCGAAGCUGAGAUGUCCCUCAGGGCCGAACAAGUGGUCAAGAGCAUCAAACAGGAACGCAGCUCGGCCCAGUCGGACGGCAGGUCCUCAUCUCAGAGGCACAUCGUGAGUCCCGAACCCACACUGGUACUGACCCCAGAACCACAGCAGCAGCAACAGGACACGAGGGCCGAGAAGAAGAACAAGAGGGCGCCGCAGCAGGAGGAGGAGAGGACGGGGGAGGUGAGGAAGGAGGAGAGCAUGGAAGAGAGACAGGAGCCUGAUGGGAGACAGGCAGACACGACCGUCACAGAGCAGGAGAGGAAGCAGGUCAGGGACGUGUGGUAUGAAGCUGGAACCGUGUGGUAUGUGCACAAAGACGGCUUCACCCGUGCCACUCAUCUGAAGCCUGAUGAAGGCACACCUGAGCUCCCCGACGGCCGCGUGAGAGUCCGCCUGCAGACAGAUGCAUCGCUGCAUGAUGUCACGGAGUAUGAAAUUGAGAAGUGCAACCCGCCGGAGCUGGAUCUGUGUGAGGACCUGAGCGACCUGCAGAGCGUGAAUGAAUGUGGAGUUCUGCACACGCUGACCAGCCGAGCUAAAGCCAGCAUGCCGCUCACGCACGCCGGGCCCAACCUGGUCAACUUCUGGCCUCCGCUACAGGCACACAGCAAGACUCCAAGGUCCCGUCGGGGGGAGUCUGUGUGGGACGCUCCACCCGCCCUGGCCGCUCUGGUCAAACACGUGUACGUGUCGAUGGUGGGUUCCAGGAGAGACCACAGCGUGUGCGCCGUGGGACGCAGCGGGACCGGCAAGACCACUGCGUGCCAGGCGUUCAUCCACGCGCUGCUCAGACAGGCCGGCACCGCCGGGCAGAACGUCAGCGUGGAGCGCGUGCAGGCUAUGUUCACCGUCCUGAGGUCCUUCGGCUGCGUGAGCUCUCGGCACAGCGACGCUUCGUCUCGCUUUGCCAUGCUCUUCUCGCUGGACUUCAACCAUGCUGGGCAGGCGGCCGCCGGACACCUACAGACCGUGAUGCUGGACAAAUGGAAAGUCUGUCAGGAAACGCAGGGAGAGAGCAACUUCCUGGUUUUCUCUCAGAUGUUGGCGGGAGUCAGCUCAGAGAUGAGGACAGAACUGCAGCUGCACCAGCUUCCUGAAUCCAACUCUUUUGGUAUUGUUCAUCCCACCAAGGUUGAGGAGAAACAGCGAGCGUCCGUCGCCUUCACCAAGCUGCUGACUGCCAUGGAAACGUUGGGCUUCUCUUCCAGCGAGCAGAAGGCGAUAUGGCACGUCCUGGCUGGUAUUUACCAUCUGGGAGCUGCUGGGGCGUGUAAAGUGGGCAGGAGGCAGUUUGUUAACUUCGACAGCGCUCAGGUGGCCAGCAGCGUGCUGGGGUGCGAGGGAGAGGACCUACAGACCGCCGUCUUCAAGCAUCACCUCCGACAGCUGCUGCAGAAAGCCACCGGAGGCAGCAGAGAGCGGAGCACCGCUGCUGACGCAGAGGAGGGGCCCAGGUUGACAGCUACUCAGUGUGUUGAGGGAAUGGCUGCUGGACUCUAUGAGGAGCUCUUCAUCGCAGUAGUCUCGCUCAUCAACAGGGCCCUGAGCAGCCAGCAGCUGACGUUAGCCUCAGUGAUGGUGGUGGACACACCGGGCCUGAGGAACCCGAGACACUCUGCAGAGGAUCGAGGGGCCAGCUGGUCCGAGCUCUGUCACAACUACCUGCAGGAGAGGCUGCUGGAGCACUACUACACACACACCUUCACACACACACUGGAGAGGUACACACAGGAAAAGGUCCCAGUGGGGUUUGAGUGUCCUGAGAGCAGCCCGGCAGAGGUUGUGUCCGCUAUCGACCAGCCGCCUCCACAGGUUCGGGCAGCAGAUGGAGACGCCAGAGGUUUAUUAUGGGUUCUAGAUGAGGAGAUGGUGACACCAGCCUGCAGUGAGAACAGUGUCCUGGAGAGAGUCUGCCAGUAUCACAGCAGCACUGUGCGUCAGUGCGAGCAGCCGUUGCAGUGCGAGGUGAACCACCUGAUGGGCCGUGAACCGGUCCGCUACGACCUGACUGGCUGGUUUAGCCUGAUACAGAACAACCCAUCUGCUCUGAACGCCACCUGCCUGCUCCAAAACUCCACCGUUGGGGCGGUGAAGGCCAUGUUUACUCCCAGAAUCUCUCUGCCCCCUCUGUGCCGGGGCCUGGGGGGUCUGGAGGGCAGCAGCCAGCGCUCUCUGCAGAGAAACGGCACCAUCAGGAAAACAUUCAGCGGGGGGAUGGCAGCGAUACGCCGACACUCCCACUGCAUCGCAGUCAAAUUACAGGCAGACGCUCUGGUGAACCUGAUCCGCAGAGCUAGACCGGUGUUCCUGCAGUGUGUCAGUGCGAAAACAGACGGUGGAGCUUUUGACAUCCCAGCCCUGAGAGUCCAGCUGCACUCCACGCAGAUCCUACCGGCGCUGCAGCUCUACCGCACAGGAUAUCCAGAGCACAUGACGUUGAGCGACUUCAGGUGUCAUUUUCAGGCUUUGUCUCCUCCAAUUAUGAAACGCUAUGCUUCAAUGUUCGUCAGCCAUGAUGAGAGAAAGGCGGUGGAGGAGCUGCUGGUUGAGUUGGAUCUGGAUAGAAAGAGCAUUGUUGUUGGGGCCAGCAGGGUGUUUAUGAAGCGAGGUGUGCUGCACUACCUGGAGCAGCGCAGAGACCAGCAGGUCACGGGCUGGUUGGUCCACCUACAGGCUGCCUGCGUGGGACAUUUGGCCCGCCAGAAGUACCGUAAACUAAAGGUGCAGCAGAUGGCUGUCAGCUGUCUGCAGAGGAACCUGCGAGCUCUGAGGGUUGUGUCCAGAUGGAGCUGGUGGAAACUUUUUUGCAAAGUGCGUCCUCUGCUCGACGUCAACAUGGACAACGAGAGGCUCCGUGUCAAAGAGGAUGAGAUUUCCACUCUGAGACGUCGCCUGGAGAAAUCAGAGAAGGAGAGGAAUGAGCUGAGGCAAACUGCAGACAGCCUGGAAACCAAGAUCACAGCUGUGACAUCUGAGCUGAGUGAUGAGCGUUUCCGUGGUGAUGCAGUUGGUCAAGCUCUGGAUGUGGAGAGGGCAGAGAGACUUCGGCUCUUCAGGGAGAACAGAGACCUGCAGGCUCGUCUAGACCAGUGUAAAGUCACCAUGGAAACCCUGGAGAAGCAGCUCGAGGAGGAGAAACACAAGGCUCGGCUCGCUGAGAAUCAGAGAGGAGCAGGCACAGAAAGUGAGCUGGCCAUGCAGCUGGAGUGCUGCCAGACAGAGGUUGAGUUUGUCCGCAGACGACUGAAGCAGACGGAAGAAAAACUGGAGACGGAGAGACAGACCCGACAGCAGCUCGAUGCCAAGGUGGCGACACUGCAGGCCCAUCUGGAUCAGUCCAGGAGGAGUGUGAUAGAACUGAAACGUCACUGUCGCCGCGUGACCUCUGACCUUCAGGAUGCCCAGGUUCUCACUGACAGCCUGCAGAGUCGCAUGCAUGAGCUGGAGCGCAAACAGAGAAGGUUUGACAAUGAGUUGACUCAGGCUCUGGAGGAAGCUGACAAUGAGAGAGAGCAGAAGGACAAAGCCUUUCAGGAAAACACAGCUCUGGGGGUUGAAGUGUACACUCUGCGCCGCAGCCUACAGGAGAACCAGUCCGAGGUGGAUCGUCUCCAGAAGCAGAAGGAGGAGUUGUGCGCUCAGAUCCGUGACCUCAGCCUACCUGUCGAUCUUACCAGGGAUUCACUACCCGACCUGAAGAAACAGCUUCGCCUGCUGGAGAGCCAGGCCAGCGAGAGGGCGGAGGACAUCGCCAAGCUCACAGCCCAAAUACAGCAGCAGCAGCAGAUACAUAUGCGCUUCGAGAUGGAGAUGGAGAGGAUGAAACAGAUCCAUCAGAAGGAGUUGGAGGAUAAAGAGGAAGAGUUAGAGGACGUCCACAAGUCGUCGCAGCGACGGCUCAGGCAGUUGGAAAUGCAGUUGGAGCAGGAGUACGAGGAGAAGCAGAUGGUGAUUCACGAGAAGCACGACUUGGAAGGACUCAUCGCAACCUUGUGUGAUCAGGUUGGGCACAGAGACUUCGAUGUGGAGAAGAAGCUGAGGAGAGAUUUAAAGAGGACUCACGCCCUGCUGGCUGAUGCCCAGCUGCUUCUGGCCACCGCCAACAGCUCAGGGCAGGACGCGCCCGACGGCACCAAAGACCAGAUAGAGCGCCUGCACUAUCAGCUGGAGGAGAGCGAAGCGAGGCGGCUCGAGGCCGAGAGCCUUCAGACGACUGUCUCCCAGGAGCUGGAGAACACUCAGAUCGAACUGGAAAAUAUCUGCAAGCAGAAGAGUAUGGUGGACGAGCAGUUAGCGCUGCUGCAGCAUGAAAAGGCAGACCUGCUCAAGAGGCUGGAGGAGGACCAGGAGGACCUCAACGAGCUUAUGAAGAAGCACAAAGCCCUCAUAGCUCAGUCCUCCAGUGAUAUUUCCCAGAUCAGAGAACUACAAGCUGAGCUGGAGGAGGUGAAGAAGCAGAAGCACUCCCUUCAAGAACAGCUCCAGCAGAGUGCGUUGAGGGUGCAGUUCCUGGAGUCAUCCACCGUGGGGCGUAGCAUUGUCAGUAAACAGGAGGCUCGCGUAUGUGACCUGGAGAAUAAACUGGAGUUUCAGAGAGGUCAAGUCAAGAGGUUUGAGGUGCUGGUGUUGCGUUUGAGGGACAGCGUGGUUCGCCUCGGAGAGGAGCUGGAGCAGAGCGCCCAGACUGAAGCCCGGGAGAGAGAGAACGCCCGCUACUACCAGCAGCGGCUGCAGGACAUGAGGGUGGAGAUGGAGGAGCUGACCCAGAGAGAGCAGGAGAGCGGCCGCAGGCGCAUGGAGCUGGAAAUGCAGGUGGAGGAGCUGAGCGCCGUCAGACACACGCUGCAGGCCGACCUGGAGACGUCCAUUCGCCGCAUCGUGGACCUGCAGGCCGCUCUGGAGGAAGUGGUGUCCAGCGACGAGAGCGACACAGAAAGUGUGCAAACAGCUGUGGAGUCGUUAACUCGAAAGAAAGACCUUGACUCGGUGUCCAGCGUUGGUUCUGUUGGGACAGAGGACGUCGGGGAGGGAAUCCGUCGCUGGCUAGGCGCGCCCAGAGGAGGGUCCCGCAGCGGCGGCUCCCCCUACGGCAGCCAAACCGGGCGCCAGUCCGUUGCAGACUCCAUGAGCACUUUGAGCUUCCGUUCCUGUGUGGAUCCUGAUGACGAGGGUCUCGCGGCCGGAGCAGUUGGUACCAGAGGCCUCGGCCGGGCCCCGUCCUCCUCGGCCCUGUCCGAGCUGCUGGACGGGCUCCGGAAGCGCAGAGCAGGCGCCGAUGCAGGAGACGGGUCGGGCAGCGCGGUGUCCCUGCCCGUUUACCAGACCACCGCAGCCUCCACCCUCCGGCGGAGAGCCUCAGCCUUGUCCCUCGGUUCCGAGGACCUCCAGGAGCCGCGGCCGGGCCCGAGCAUCCUUAAACCGCCCUCGCCUCUUCUGCCACGUGCCGCCAGCUCUCGCUCCAUCGCGGACCCUCAGUCCCCGACCGGCGCCUCCGCGCCUGGACCCAAACCCUACCGCUUCAGCUCCAGUGAUUCCGUGUCUUCGCUUCCGUCGCUGCCGCGCCUCUCGUCACUGGCUUCGUCCCUCGCCGCCCGCCACCCCCCCCCCUCCCUGUCCAUCCCAGAGGAGGACAUGGAGGAACCCCUUCGCUCCGUUUCCACUCCAAUCAAGCGCUCUCCUCAACCGCUGCGCCGGUGCAUGCUGGGGAAUUAUGACGCAGAAGAUGGAGCCGAGGGCUCUCUGGGUUCAGAACCCAUGGUGUUCCAGAACCGCCGUCUGGCUGGGGACAGCCGGGACGACGCCGCCUCCGACAUCCUCCCUGCCAUCCGGCGAGCUCAGUCCACCAGCAGCUUAGCCAGCUCGGUCAGGGGCAGCAGGAGGGCGCUGAGCGUCCACUUUGGAGACCUGCCUCCCUCCACGCGCAGCAGAAAAAGCUCUGAAACGGAGUCGUCCAGCUCGGGAGGGUCGGGAGGGAGUUCCCAGAGCGGGGCACCAAGGCGGCGCUUCCAGAGACCGCAGGGAGAAAGACUGGAGGCCGAGGGCAGCGAGGGGGGAGACGUGGCCUCAGUCAUGAAGAAAUACCUGAAGAAGGAGACCGACUGAGCCACAUCGGGGGAAGUCUCAGCCUCUUGGAGUGUCCGUGUCCAGCUGUGAGCUUCCCAGGAAGACUGAACGCUGCAGGAGCGCCGGCGGAGGCUGAGAGGAACACUUCAGACGUCAACAAGGCUUCUUCCACCCUCCAUUCUGAUAGAAAAGGCACCUGAAAAUGCAUUCGUUCAGUCCACAGCCACUCAGCUGUAUUUUCAGAUAAGCACUGUUUAUACGAAUAAAAAAUUCAAUCAGC